This is a messenger RNA of Peniophora sp. CBMAI 1063, 3228 nucleotides long. The record is from the annotation of a GenBank genome assembly. NCBI's taxonomy places the organism in Eukaryota, Fungi, Basidiomycota, Agaricomycetes, Russulales, Peniophoraceae.
AUGACAGGCGCAUGGCAAGCCGUCGCCAAAGUACGCCUUUCCGUGGCCGGGGGUUACACUCGCAAGGAGCGCGCGCGCUACCUCGACGCGGAGAUCCAGAGUCUCGAGGACGUCUUGGCGCAAGCAAAGCAGCUCCACAACACCACGAACCCCUUCGCCUCUCUUCCGGAGGAGAUCCUACUACACAUCAUGCUCCUGCAUCGCGACACGACCUCUUCACCUGAAAAGGCCGACUAUAUAUGGACUCGUAUCGCCGAAGUCUGCCGGCGCUUCAGGGACAUCGCGCGCGCGCCUGUGCUCUUCACGAAGUUGUCUGACCACAACUUGCCUCCAGGCCUCAUAGCCCGCUACCUCGAGCGCUCUAGGCUCAACGCACCAAGAGCCCCUCUAUCUCUGACACUCGGAAGUCGCGCAUAUGAUGUGCCCUCUCUUGGACCAGCCAAUCUGCUAGAGGAUCUCGCGGCGCAUCACCUCAACCGCCUGCAAACUCUCAUCUUGGACGAUCACUUGCACCACGAGAUCUACGCCAAAGGGAAGGUUGUACAGCGGCUCCUGUGGCCCGCAUGUCAUAAGCUUUCUCAGCUCAAGAGCCUGACGAUCAAUCGUUACGUCGAGCGGGAGAACGAAGAGGUUCCGCAUCGACGCUUCAUCAUGCCUGUUGACUCGGAUGGUCACCUCAUCACUCAUUGGGCACCGCCUCCUUCUCUUGAAACGCUCGUCUUGCACAUUACACCCUUUCCUUGGAAGUGCAUGAUCUAUGACGAUCUUCUCAGCUUGACGCUCAGAGCGGUACACAUACCCUCCCCUGACCUUGUCGACCUGCUCUCCCGCAUGAAACGCAUCGAUAACCUCGUACUUGAUCGGGUCAAAGUGCUCAGCGAUAGCGCUGAGGCUUUAAGAUCUCGUGGUACAUACGCUCCUCCCGCCUCGCUCAAGAAGUGGCGCAUAUCCAUGGACACACAGCAGAAGGAGGACAUUUCGUCUCUUUUGGCGUUCAUGCACCCCUCCACUUCCAUCUCGUACACCAUUGACUUGCACAACGAUCCAGAAUGCCUGGACAACAAGAUAUCGUCUUUCCUUGUGUCACACUUUGAACCACACUCGUCGACGCCUCAAGAGCUCUCGGCGCGAUUCGGCCGUUGGGAGGAUGGAAGCUCGAAAAAGACUGUCUUGAUUCGAACGGCCUUUUGUCGCACCCUUGAGCGGGAUGCUGUCCCAUUUAUGACAAUCACAUACACGCAUGCCUCUAGUCUCGGCAAGAAGACCACGGGCGAAGGCAGGGAGCGCUAUUCGCCUUCGAACUAUCUCGUCGGCAAUUUCAGGCCGACGUGGGCCGCGAUCUUCCCGUCUUUCCACAUGAUAACGCAAAUGGAGCUCGACUGCGGUACUCACUACGGCCCACACGAGCUCUUAAGAGCCUUCAACUGUAUACCAAACGUCACCACUCUACAUAUCCGGCAAGAUAUGCUGCAACCCACGCUCACGAUGUUGGUUUCACCCUCCACGCGCACUCCCAUGAUAGACGCGCUCCACGUCAUUCCGAGCCGGUACUAUGGUUACCAGUCGUAUCAUGACACUAUCGAAGUACGCCUCUCUGAGGUCGGGGGUACCACUCGUGAAGAGCGCGCACGCUACCUCGACGCGGAGAUCAAGAGUCUCGAGACCAUCCUGGCGCAGGCGAAGCAGCUUCACAACACGACGAACCCCUUCGCCUCUCUUCCGGAAGAGAUACUGCUGCACAUAAUGCUCCUGCACCGCGACACCGGCCCUUCAUUUCGGAAUGGCGAACCUAUCGAACUAUGGACUGGUAUCAUCAGAGUCUGCCGACGAUUCCGAGACGUCGCGCGUGCGCCCGUGCUUUUUACGAGGUUGUCCGAUCACAAUCUGCCUUCACACCGCAUAGCCAGUUACCUCGAGCGCUUCCGAACCAGCUCGCCUGCAGCCCUUUCCCUGACGCUCGGAGCACACCACUCCAAUCGCUUGCGUUCUCUAGUCCUGGACGAUCAUCAUCUUCACGAGGUAUACGCCAAGGGCAAGGUCGUUCAGCAGUUCCUGUGGCCCGUGUGGUCUAAGCUUUCCAACCUGAAAAGCCUGGCCAUCCAUCGUUACGUCGAGGAACAGUGGGAGCGACGGGUGACCUAUGGACGUUUCAUUGAGCCUAUCGACAUGGACGGACUUCCUAUCGCCAAUUGGUUACCCCCGCCAUCGCUCGAGAGUCUCGAACUGCUCAUCACCCCUUUCCCCUGGAGAUGCGCUAUCUACGAUAACCUUCUGAGGCUCACGCUGAAGAUGGUGCACAAACCCUACCCCGAUCUCAUCGGCUUGCUCUCUCGUAUGCGGCGCAUAGAACACCUUACGUUCGAUGAAGUCAAAGUUGUCGCCGGCGAGACCCCCGGUAGGUGGGAGUUGCCGCGGACGUACGCUCCCCCCGUGUCGCUCAAGACAUGGCGUGUCGCGUUCGACACAAGGAAGAAGGGGGAUUGCUCGCCCUUGCUGGCGUUUAUGCAGCCCUCCGCGUCUAUCUCAUACGUUGUUGAUCUACACGGCGAUCCUGGCUACCUGUCGAACGACCUCACGAACUUCCUUUCCGAGCACUUCGAACAGCGGGUGCCGCUGCCACCUGCACUCUCGGUCCAUUACAGUAUGAAAGUCCAACCGGGCUCCGAUCCUGAAGCCAAAGACAUGUUCCAUGCCCGAACCAGCUUCUUCCGCAGUUCGGACCGAGAUGCCGCACCCUCUGUGACGGUGAACUACACGCACGCGCUCGACGGGAAGAGCGCGGAGAAGAACAAGCCGCCGUACAAAGUAUCUUCCUAUCUAAUCGGGCUUUUCAAGCCGGACUGGGCAUGCAUCUUUCCAUCGUGUCACACGGUGACCGAACUCUCCCUCGACUUCGGCGAAUACUACGACGCUGGCGACCUUUUAAGCGCCUUCAAAUUCUUCAGAAGCGUCACCACCCUGCGUGUUCCUGAAGAUAUGCUAGAAAUGGCACUCUCUGUGUUGAUCGCACUCCGAGCGGACGUCCCCAAUAUCGACGUGCUGCGCGUAGCCCCAAGCGAGCGAUACGGCUUUCAGUCCUCGAAAACCACCAUCGAGCUGAUGUAUCUCUGGGUGCACACUCUCAGGGAUGAUGGGACCCUUCCUAAGGAUGUGCGUGUGCCGUCGGCGCUUGAUGCGGGUUUGACUGCGCGCAUGGGAGAGGGUUGGAGAUCACGGCUUGCUCAGUAG